Molecule: messenger RNA, 1537 nt
Organism: Symbiodinium sp. CCMP2456
Lineage: Eukaryota; Dinophyceae; Suessiales; Symbiodiniaceae
Source: the annotation of a GenBank genome assembly
AUGCCUCCGACUGAGGUGCCGUGCUCCAAGAUCGUGGGGCUGGCGAAAGCAAUGAGGGCCGACGGCCUGACGGCCUUGGGUGCCGGCUUCAUCCAUGAGCUAUCAAAGGUUUCAGAGAAAGAUGCCGAAACACAGGCACACAAGCUUCUAGACAAGCACAAGCUCAGUCUGCCCAUUCCGCUCAAGCAGGUUCAUGGGGAUGCAGCAAUUGCAGGUUUUCCGAGAUUGAAGCCUUUAGAUAUCUUCCAAUACAUGGCCGAUACCGGUCAUGUGAACAAGCUGCUGGGUGGAAGGACUGUGCAGUCCAGUCAGCUGUUUCUAUUGGAUUUUUGGGAGAACUACAAAGCCACCCAUCCGGAUUUCGAGCUCUUUUCUUCAGACCGUUACAGCGACAUUCCUUUGGAAGACUGCAUACCGAUCAUUGCACACAUAGAUGGAGGCAGAGGCUAUAAGAAGAGUGAGUUCAUGAUUUUUGAUUGGGGGGCUGUCAUAGGCUCAGGCUCGGGGAAAAAGAACAAGAAGGACCCAGCUGUUCGAGCUUUGAAAGCCCGUGGCAACAAGAUGCAGUUGCCUUUGCUAGGCCACUCCUACACUACGCAUUACCUUUAUGCUGCGAUGCCAUCGGCCUGGCACAAGAAUCAUGAGGAUUCAUUUCAGGCAUUGCUUCGGACUUUCGCCGAGGACCUCAAGGAGUGCUUUGACGAGGGGGUUUCCUUCAAAGGCCGGGUUCUACGGCUAGUCUUACUUGGGCUCAAGGGUGAUAUGAAAAUGCAAGCACGUGCCGGUCGCCUAACCCGAUGGUUUACAACAGCGCGCAAGGCUCCAUACUCGGAAACAGCGAAAGGUACUGGCCAAUGCUGCUGGUUGUGCUCAGCUGGGGAUGUCAGUACCCCGUUCGAAGAAGUGAACACGGACAAACCCGCUUGGCUUGUGAGGAUGCCUACAUUUACAGAACCUCCAUGGACACCUGGGCUCGAAGGAGGCAUGCUGAGCCCCUCCUUGUCCUACGUGGACCGGCCUGCGAAAUUUUACAUGGCUGAUUUGUUCCACGUGUAUUUGUCCGGAGUGGGCCAAGACUUUUGUUCAUCUUGCCUGGUCUACAUGCUGCCAAGUUGUUUCCCGGGCUCUGACGGUAAUUCCGUGGAUGCACAAAUCGAGAAGUUGAAUGUUGUCUUCAAGGAGUGGAAAUUGAAAUUCCGGGAGCCGGUGCAUCUGACAGCUUUCACGAGGGACAAAUUGCAGUUCCAUGAUGCUACUUCCGCAUUCCCUGCUGGCACUUGGUCAAAGGCCGCCGACACUGCACGGAUAACAAAGUUCAUUGUGUAUGUCUGUGAGCUACACAAAGACAGUGGUGACAAGAUCAUGCUAUACAUCCAUCGAGCAGCUUGUGCAAUCAGCCGCUUCAUGAAGGCUUUGUACGAUGAACCAGCAGCAACGGCGGCGAUUGUGGCAGAUGGCAUGCUGUUUCUCAAGUGCUAUUCCAAGCUUGCAGGACGGCGCUUCUUAGCAGACGUGUUGCUUCUUCGACUGGACAGAG